Molecule: messenger RNA, 1967 nt
Organism: Abrus precatorius (Indian licorice)
Lineage: Eukaryota; Viridiplantae; Streptophyta; Magnoliopsida; Fabales; Fabaceae
Exons: 5
Coding region: 426-1724 (432 amino acids)
Source: RefSeq, a predicted model, not a curated record
UCUAUUUGUGAUUUCUGAGAGACCCUUUGGGAGGAAUCACCAGAAAAACCCAAAAUUUGUUCUUCCCCUCUUUACAAUCUUCUCUCGCAGUACAUUUAUGGAUAACACGUGCAAAUUUGGUUCUCUGCAGCUCUGUUUCGUCGCUAAUUUCUUCCACCAACAACUCUUUGGCUCUGUGAUUUCAUCGCUUUUUCAACCCUUCGAUCUAUUCAUUCCUUGGUUACGCUUUCUGGCUCCUAAAUAGCGUUCAAGCUACCUUCUAUCUCUCGUGUUAUAUUUUUGAAAAAACAGAAAGUUAUUGUCUUUUGCAAGCGAGGUCUCCAUAUUGUGGAUCCCUGAGUUCUUCUAAAUUUGCAUAAGUUUUCAGACAGAGAGAUUGUGAACUGUGAAGUGAUUUGUGCUCGAAUUAUGGUGUACGGGUCAAGAUGACCGUUUCAGCUGGAUCUUUCCUUAAGAAGAUGUCGUGGGGUAGGGGUCAAUCUUCUGGUUGGACAGCGUUUGAUCUCAAGCAGAGAAAGAAGAACAAUAUUGAAUCUGAAGUUGACAAGGACCCUUUCCCACCUAUAGGCACUUCUGAUCCUAUUGUCAAGAAGAAUCAUGUUCCUUCGAAGCCUUUUUCUUCAGUACUUCUCCCAACUACGAAUUUUCCCCCUUUGAAAGAAGGUGAGAAUAGGAAAAAAGCAAUGUUAGGUUCUGAUACUGAUGGAAAAUAUUGUGGGACUACUGCUCAGGAAGAUGUUAAUUCAGCUAUCAAAAUGCUUAAAGAGCAGCAUCAUUGGGCUGAAAUUAGCUUGAUAGAUGAUAUCUUAGCUUCUGUUAAUAACAAUAUUGAUAAGGCCUCGGCUUUAUUGGAAACAAUGGCCUGUGCUGUGAACUCUGAAGAAUGCAAAGCAUCAAGCAGUCCUAGAUCAACUGCUUCAGAUGAUACUCCAUGUGGGGAGAAGACUGAUGAAAGUCUUACUUUAGAAAAAAUCAAGGAUGACAUUCCCUUCCAUUCAAAUCUUGUUGGUCCUCUCCAAGAUAAUAAUGAAGACUCAGAGGAUAGAAAGACUUUAUCAGGUCAAAAUCUUUCUGAUGUUGAUAGCUUGAGAUGGAAAAUGAAUCUCUUGAAUUCUGUUCCUGUUGAGCCUGAAUGGGAGGAUGAUGAUAUUUACAUUAGCCAUCGAAAGGAUGCAUUAAAGACAAUAAGGUCAGCAUCGCGACAUUCUAGGGCAGCUUCUAGUGCUUUUCUAAGAGGUGAUCAUUUUUCUGCUCAACAUCAUUCAAUGAAAGCUUGGGAGGAAUGGCAUACUGCUGAAGAACUUAAUUCUGAUGCGGCCAAAAAAAUUUUAAGUAUUAGGAAUAAUGAAAAUGAUAUCUGGAGACUGGAUUUGCAUGGCCUUCAUGCAGCAGAAGCUAUUCAAGCAUUGCAAGAACAUCUCUAUAGAAUUGAAAGCAAAGGCUUCUUAAAGAGUUCAGCCACUUCAAAUGGUGUGAAAGAGAAUGGGAUUGAACAUUCAACUCUUGGAUCUCUCAAUUUCGUGGACAGGGAAAUUAUGGAUAAACAAGCACCAUUAAGGCUUAGAUCACUAGCCUUAGAUGUCAUAACAGGCAUUGGUAAUCACAGUAGGGGCCAAGCAGCUCUUCCUACAGCUGUCAGAAAUUUCCUCAAUGAAAACAGUUACCGUUUUGAGGAAACGAGACCAGGAGUAGUCACAGUGUGGCCCAAGUUUCGUCAAAGUUGAUUGUUGAUCCCAUUAGAAACUUGUUCUUGUACCAUUGAUUUAUAUACUUGGGGAUUAUAUAUAUCUUGGAGUUCAUAUACUUGGUGCAAUUUGACAUGUAUUAGUCUCACCUGUUCAUGUGUAACAAGAUAUUUGCCUCAGCUUUGGAAAUGAAUUCGGAUGGAUUUUAUUUCAAAAUGUUAAACUCGAUUAACUAUUCAACUCGUUUGUGAUAUUGGAAUUAGUUUAACUAAUAAGUAAUUG